Apis laboriosa (Himalayan honeybee) is the source of this 1509-nucleotide messenger RNA. RefSeq names its product probable cytochrome P450 6a14. The transcript has 5 exons. The coding region runs from base 1 to 1509 and encodes 502 amino acids. The record is from RefSeq and is a predicted model, not a curated record. Lineage: Eukaryota; Metazoa; Arthropoda; Insecta; Hymenoptera; Apidae. Gene Ontology annotation, molecular function: monooxygenase activity; oxidoreductase activity, acting on paired donors, with incorporation or reduction of molecular oxygen; iron ion binding.
AUGUCUUGGUUAAUGAUAGAGACUGUUGGCCUAAUUGCCACUGUAUUUUUCCUACUGUAUUAUUAUUCUAUGUCGAGGAUGGAUUAUUGGCGGAAACGUGGCGUCAAAGGGCCAAAACCUCUUCCGUUUCUGGGUAAUUUCAAAGAUGUACUCCUGGCAAAAGAAUCGACCAUGGAUUGUUUCGAAAGGGCGUACAAAAAGUUCAAGGAUGAGCCAAUGGUCGGAGUGUAUGGAGGUCAUGAACCGUUGUUAAUUUUAAGAGAUUUAGAUUUAAUAAAAGACGUUCUUAUUAAAGAUUUUAACAAGUUCGCUCAAAGAACUCAUGGUGCUAUACGAGAGGUUGAACCAUUAUCCGAGCAACUUUUCCGACUGGAUGCAGAAAGAUGGAGACCCUUAAGACUCAAACUUUCAUCUUUCUUUUCAUCAGGAAAACUGAAGGAAAUGUUCCAUUUAUUCGUAGAAUGUUCUAAUAAUUUUGAGAAGUAUUUAGAAAAAAUGGUAGAAAAAGGAGGACUGGUCGAGUGUCGUGAGGCUGCUGCAAAAUUUACCACUGACGUGAUCGGUGCUUGUGCCUUCAGUAUUCAUACGAAUGCACUUACAGAUAAGAAUUGCCAAUUUCACAAGAUGGGCAAACAAGCUCUCGCUACAAACCUCCAACAAUUUCUCAACGAUAGAUUGAGAGAAUAUCCCUUCCUAUUUAGAAUCUUUGGACGCUUCUUCGUUGAUCACGAGGUCACUAAUUUCUUCGUAAAUGCCACAAAAGACGCCAUAGAUUAUAGAAUCCAGAACAAUGUGUAUUUACGAGAUGUCAUUGAUAUUCUGGCAGAUGUUAGGAAAAAUCCAACGAAAUGUGGUCUUAAAGAAGCGGACAAUUUACUCUUGGCAUCACAGGUUGUUCAAUUCUUCUUUGCUGGUUUCGAAAAUGCUUCAUUAACGAUCAGCAAUGCUUUGUACGAGCUGGCAUGGAAGCCAGAGAUUCAAGAGAAAGCUCGCGCGGAAGUAGUGAAUAUUUUACAAAAAUAUGACGGAAAAAUCACGUACGAUGGUUUGGAAGAAAUGAAAUAUUUGGAAGCGUGUAUUUUUGAAACAUUGAGAAUGUAUCCAGUAUUACAAUGGUUGUCGAGAGAAGCGACGGAAACUUACACAUUUACGGGAACAAAAGUUACCAUUCCAAGGGGUCAACAAGUCUUUUUACCAAUCUAUGCGAUACAAAGAGAUCCGGAUAUUUAUCCAAAUCCUAAUAAUUUUGAUCCUGAAAGAUUCACCAAUGACAAAAUUAAAACUAGACAUUCGAUGGCUCAUUUACCUUUUGGAGAUGGCCCAAGACAUUGUAGUGGAAUAAGAUUGGCAAAAAAGCAAUUAAAGGUAGGACUGGCCACAGUUUUAUCAAAAUUCAAAGUUGAAGUAUGCGAGAAAACUCGUAAAAUAUAUCAAAAAGACAAGAAACCACUAUUUCUUCUUCAACCUGUUGACGGUAUACAUUUGAAAAUAUCAAAAGUUUCAGUGUAA